Molecule: messenger RNA, 1671 nt
Organism: Metschnikowia bicuspidata var. bicuspidata NRRL YB-4993
Lineage: Eukaryota; Fungi; Ascomycota; Pichiomycetes; Serinales; Metschnikowiaceae
Exons: 1
Coding region: 1-1671 (556 amino acids)
Source: RefSeq, a predicted model, not a curated record
AUGCAUUUAUUUUCAAGAAUCAGAUCUGACGCUCGUGCCCGUGAAGGUAAAAGAGUCCGUUUGGCCUUGAAGGCCUUUGAAGGGAUCGAACUACACAGUUGCGAGACGCUCAAUCCGAUUACUUACUACGACGCUAAUGCGUAUGAUGACAACAAUUCCAAACUCUCUAUUCACUUUGUUCACGACUCUCUUCCUCUUAGGAGCUUUUCAAACUAUGGUCGCUUCACCAAGAAAGCCCCUUUUACUCCAAGUAACAAACAAAGCAGGUUCUCAAGAGCUCAAAAUGAAAUUACUGAGAUUCUUGAGAUACAAAGGUUGAAAGCUAUCAUCCUAAAGGCAUCAGUCAAGAAUUCGGUCAAGGCUGGUCUCACUAGCUUGAGUAGAGCCACAAAGCCAACAGCCAACUUCGAAGACGAGCCAAUCACUCAAAGACAAUUUGAAAAUGGUCUUGCGUUGUCAGAGAACAUGGAGUCUACUGUUUCCGAGUCUUGGGGAAUUUCUGGGAAGCCAAAACACAAAAGCCGCAUCGGAAAAAUUUCCCGCAGAGUCUCUAAAAACGUCUCUAAGCGUUUGCGCAAAAUGGCUUUCAAGAAAGGCUCCAAGUCUGGAAAGCAAUUGAUUCCUAAUUCCAAGGUGAAGGAUUGUGAGUUGGCAAUACAACAGGUUCACGCCCGGGGCCAGAUUGCGUUGUUCGGCCACGUUCUUGACUCCAUCGACACUGAGUCCAUUUAUUCUAGUCAAAAACAAAACUUCUUUUUCAAAAUUCAAAACCUUGCCAAGAAAAUUUUUGGCAGAAAGCAAUCAGCAGAUGCCAAAUUCUUCGGUUGCAAAUUCGGCUUUCGGACCGGUUCCUGGCGUCGUGCGUCGUUUUCCCGUGCGCGGGUGCAAAAGCGGCGCACGGUCGCCAGAAACAAAGACAAUGAUUUGAAGCAUUUCAAAUUGACUGCUAAAGCUCAUAAAUUCCCUUGGGUAUUCUUGAGACGUAAGUCAAAUUCUGAAAAGGUUCACAAAAUCGUCGUCGCGGACAAGCACAAGAAACGCAACAAGAAAGUGAAAGUGACUUCCAAGGACUCGACCUUGCGUCCUUUUAACUUGACUUGCAACUCUCUCACCUUUUCUCAGACGACCCUCAGACAGUUGUCCCACUUGAAAAUUCUUUGCAAGUCUAUGAAGCCUGUCCAACUGGCUGACUUAGCUGUGAAGGAUUGGGGCACAUGCGCCUUCUACUCAGGUCGCAAAACUCAAAGUUGCUCAACAACCCUCUCCAGGUGCAUCCUUCCUUUUAAGAAAAGUGCCAGCAAUAACGAGAGUGGUUCAGGGGACAAAGAGACAGAGCAAGAUAUGCCUUCUUUUUUCUCCAACAGCGACGUUUUUUCCAUGCGUGCAAUCGCCCCCAAGCUCACUGAAGGUUCAUCUUCGGCUAGUACAAAGGGGGUCGAGGGCACCUAUACUAACAAUACAGGACCCGUUUUGGGUAAAACAGAAUACAACUGGGCACUUCUGGAUCUUCCAUCCGAAGUCUCCAUCACUCCCUUCAGGAUCUUCUCCCCAAACCACUGCCGCGUUCAUAAGACAAGCAGGGUCCAAGGGUUGAAACGAAGCGGAAGUUAUCGCAGGGGCCUUGACUUAACACGUCAGGGUUUCGAAAUUUUUACCUGCAAAGACAAUUAG